AGACGAGACCCAAUCACCGCAGCCGAGAGACUCUCUCAGCAGCAGUGAUUGGGUCCCGUCCUCCACGGUGCACAACGCUACGGCCUCGGAACCAGCCCAAGAGAUUCAGUGAACUGCGAACAGGUGCGCGUGCCAAAAAGGGACCUGAUCAUUGGUUUACAAGCAGUUCGCUUCGCUCGUGCUGACCAGAGCGGGAUCCAGACCACCAUCAGAAGCUGAAAGCACGCCUGGCCUCGGCGAUUUACCUGACUGAAUUUGGUGAGUGAUGGUUUCAAUCAUUUUAAUAUUUUCUGGUAUAUCUAAGUUACCCUCUGUUGACAUAGGCUUAGCUAACGUUAGCUACAGCUUGAUGAAUUGAGUCAUUGAACACAGCAGGAGAGAACGCAACGUUAGACAGCUAGCAAUAAAGCUCCGGUGGAAAAUGAUUAGCUAACGCUACCGUUAACGUUAGCCUAACAUUAGCUAGAUAUCGUUACUAAAGUUACUAGAUGCUAGCUUGUAUAGCUUACGGUAAAUCACAAAAAAUAAAAACUGGUUAAUGUUAGUGCUAUUUUCUAAAAUCUCUACAACUCGUUUUUCCAGGAUGUGUUGAUGAUUUUGAGGUGAGGGGACUGACAAGGCUGAAGGGUAAAGUGGUCCACCGUUCUAUCAAUAAGGCUAAACUAGAAGUUAGUGCUAACACUAAUACAAACAUUAUUUUUUGCAGAAUGAGUGUGUUAGGGGAGAAGGAUUCAGCCAUUGUUAAACAGCUAGAUGCUGGAUUGAAAUGCAGCUGGAACUGGUCGUGGCUAAAACUGGAAGGCAAGGCAAUGGUCCUUGGAACCUUGGCGGAGCAUUCCAUCCCGUUUUCUAUGGCUCCUGUAAUUGUUGAGCUUGCCCAGACCCUUUCCUUGGAUAAACCAGCUUUGCAGGGAAUGAAGCUGUCGCGGACGACAGCUUCAUACAAGAUGAUCCAUGGUCUAGGGCGGACCUACUCUGAGAGGACCUUUUCCAACAUGAAGAUAUUUCCCUUUUCGUUAAAUUUAGACGAGAGUACCUCCAACAACAACAAAAAGAUCCUCUCCAUGCUCGUUUGCUACUAUCAUGCAGACUUGAGGAAGGUGAUAGUGGAGCAUUUGGGGUCCUUGGAGAUUGUGAAGUUGAAUGCUGCUUCUUUAGAGAAGGUGCUCUGUGAGUUCUUUGAGAAAAACAACAUCCCGUGGAAUAACCUUGUGAGUAUGCUGAUGGACUCGUGUGCUGUGAUGAAGGGCAGCAAGACCGGCCUCGAGAUCAGGAUGCACCAAUACUGUCCCAACCUGCUCGAUGUUGAUGGGGACUCCUGUCAUCAUAUACACAAUGCGGCAAAGAAGUUCUCAGAGCCCUUUGACAGCUACUUGGAGAAGCUGUUCAGUGAUCUCCAGGUUGACCAUCAGUGGAGUCCAGACCAGGUGAUGUACCUCAAGGAGAUAGCUAUGAUUCUAAAUCUCCCCGCCUCCAGCCCACAGAGGGGCUUUGUUCGUCAUCGCUGGCUGUCUGCAUACGAUGCCAGCAUGGCAACCCAUGCCAUGAUGCCUGCGUACAGAGUCCUCUAUUAUGGCUUCCUCUCCACUGCAGAUAAGGAGCUGUAUAGGGAGCCUUUGGAACUGAUGUACACCACGUACCACGUCAACCAGGCGGGAAGAGCCUGUAUCAAGGUGGUUCAGGAGGAACUCAACAGGAAAGGCAUGACUCCACAAGGCCGUGAGAGAAAAAAGAGGGUAUGUCAGAAGCUGUGGCAUGAGGAGAUGACAACAGUCUUACGGCUCAGCAUCUACAUGGGUUUGCUGGCUAUUCUCAAGGAGUAUGUCAUGGUUUUCCAGGGUAGCCAGACAUUGGUUCACAAACUUCAUGAUCGGCAGCUUGAGCUGUUCCUGGCCUUCAUGGCUUGCUUCGUGAAGGCCGAAUACAUUACUCAGCUGUCUCCCAGGGCUCUGAGGGAGAUGGUCCUGGAGGAUCAUAUGCUGCUGCCCUCCAAGGAGGUCUAUGUGGGACAGGAGGCUGAGACGUUCAGGAGCCAGAAUCCCAAUCAUGCUCUGUUGGUGCCAUUCCUAGCAGAAGUCAGGGAAGCCUACAUCACCACUGCAGUGUACCUCCAGAAGAAGCUCCCCUUGGCUAGUCCGACUCUUACAGCCCUGUCUGCUCUGGACCCUCUUCUGAGAGGCCACUCACAGGCAACCAUCCAGCUUAAGAGGCUGAGUGGUAUGCUGCGGCACCUCUUGCCAGCAGACCAGGACAUCCAGAGAGAACUUGUGCGGUUCAAUGUUGACCUGACCAUCCCCAGUUUCAAGGAGGGUGAGAGCAUGGUUGAGUGGUGGGGUCAUGUCUUUGACAAGCCAGAUAAGUACCCCUCCCUGAGUGCGAUGGUUAAAUGUUGCCUCUCCAUCUUUCACGGACCAAGGGUUGAGUCUUCUUUUAGUUUGAUGAAUGAAAUAAUUGACCAAAGGAGUGGCAACAUGAAUGUACCAAAAUGUAAUGCAAUCCAGACGGUCAAGUACACCCUGCAGUCCAGGGGGAAGACAGCCGUGCAGCUCUUCAGAAUGGAGGAUGUGAAGUUCGGGGAGGUGGACAGAACACUAUGCAAGAACAUCAAGUCUGCAGCAGCCACAUACAAACGCCAGCAGAAGAUGAAUCCGAAAGAAAAGCAGCAGCAACAGAGCAAGUAUGGCUCCCAAGCAUCUGGCAGUGCUCAGCAGGCCAAGAAACAGACUGCUGAAGAAGAGAAAAGGGCGAGGCUGAAACAUGUGGCAAAACAGCGAAAGCGGGCCAUGGAGACACUGGUGGUCCAGGCAAAGAAGAAAAAAUUAGAUCUGGUUCUGAGAGUAUUACGAACUGUGUCCUUAAGUCUCAGGAGGGAGUGUUUCAGCUGUAACUACAGUAUCACAUCCCUUUCCUCUCCCUUUCAUUCAGUAUUUUGUACAAAACAAGAUUGAUUGUGUUCCUUUUCUAUGUUGACCUUAACGGAUUUAAAAUAAUAUAUCACUAUCCCUUGAAAAGUGUUUAAGUGUUUAAUGUU
Molecule: messenger RNA, 3031 nt
Organism: Gymnodraco acuticeps
Lineage: Eukaryota; Metazoa; Chordata; Actinopteri; Perciformes; Bathydraconidae
Exons: 10
Coding region: 708-2948 (746 amino acids)
Source: RefSeq, a predicted model, not a curated record